Messenger RNA from Stegastes partitus (bicolor damselfish), 1799 nucleotides. RefSeq names its product NIMA-related kinase 11 (gene nek11). The record is from RefSeq and is a predicted model, not a curated record. Gene Ontology annotation, molecular function: protein kinase activity; ATP binding. Gene Ontology annotation, biological process: protein phosphorylation. Bases 1 to 1713 code for a protein of 570 amino acids. Lineage: Eukaryota; Metazoa; Chordata; Actinopteri; Pomacentridae. The transcript has 15 exons.
AUGCCCAGGUUCCAGGAGGCUGAGGGAGGCCAGGCUUCGACCUCCGGUGGCGGCGGUCUGGUUGCUAAGCGAUACAGCAUCCUGCAGAGUCUGGGCCGAGGGAGUUUUGGUUCAGUUUAUCUGGUGCAGGACGUCAAAGCUACAGACGGAGAAGAGCUGAAGGUGCUGAAGCAGAUCCCUCUGGGCGACCUCCGGCCCGACGAGACGGUCCGAGCCACUCAAGAGGCCCAGCUGCUGUCCCAGCUGCACCACCCGGCCAUCCUCAGCUUCCACCACAGCUUCCUGGAGCGAGACGCCUUCUGCAUCAUCACAGAGUACUGCCAGGAUCGAGAUCUGGACUGUAAGCUGCAGGAGGUGAAGCAGGCUGGGCGGAGCCUCCUCGAAAGCCAGGUCAUCGAUUGGCUCAUCCAGCUGCUCCUCGGCCUUCACUACAUGCACGACAGGCGGAUCCUCCAUCGUGAUCUGAAGGCCAAGAACGUCUUCCUGAAACGGAACCUUGUGAAAAUCGGUGAUUUCGGUGUUUCCUGCCUGCUGAUGGGGUCAUGUGACCAGGCGACCACCUUCACUGGGACUCCGUACUACAUGAGUCCAGAGGUGCUGAACCAGCAGGGCUACGACUCCAAGUCCGACGUCUGGGCUCUGGGCUGCCUCCUCUAUGAGAUGUGCUGUCUGACUCACGCCUUCCAGGGGCCCAACUUCCUGUCUGUGCUGAUGAAGAUCGUGGAGGGAGAAACCCCGACGCUGCCCCCUGCGUACUCUCCAGACCUGAACUCUGUCAUGCAGAGGAUGCUGCAGAAACAACCGUCAUGUCGACCGACGGCGGCUGAGAUUCUCCGGAGCAGAUUCAUGGAAGAAAACAUGCAGAAGAUGAAGGACCGGUUUGUCUUUGUGUCGUCAGGAGGAGACAAAGAUGCUGAACUCAUCGCCAAGAACAUGCAGAUGAAGGUUCACCUGCAGACGCUGAGGGAUCGGUCGGAGGUGGAGAAGAUGACGCCCAGAGAGAGAAUGAGGCUCCGCAAACUGCAGGCUGCUGAUGAGAAGGCCAAGAGACUCAGGAAACUGGCUGAGGAGAAAUACCAGGAGAUCCACACCCGCAGGAGAGAGCUGAGGAGCCGCCAUUUUGAAAGAGUCAGUCUGGAUGUGCUGAACGAGAGCGGAGGGGGCGGAGCCUGUCAGAGCUGGCCAAUCAGCAACCAGGAGCCAAUCCAGAAGCAGGACGAGUCAGAGGCAGAGCUGCCAGGAAUCCCGGAGGACCCUCGGGCCGCUGAAGCUUAUUACAACCAGGACGGAUUCGACUCGUGUUCGGAGGACGAGGAGUCGCCUGCGGAGACUCUCUACCUGUCCGACCCACAGGUCAGCGAGCUGGAGGCCAUGAUGAAGCACAUGCAGGACGUUCUGGACGAGGAACCGAGCGGAGACCCAGCAGCGCCGGAGGCCCCCCGGAGCCCACAGGGGCCCCUGAUGAUCAACAGGAGCCUGCUUCAGACCAAAGUCCAGCUCCUGAGAGAGUCCAUCAGUCGACGUCUGGGCUCGGAGGUUUUCCAGAAGCUCUACAAGAACCUGAAGGAGGUCAGACGACGCCGACGAGACGCCGACGGAGAAGACGAGGCUCCGAACCCGCAGGACGGACCUAACGAUGGCUUCCAGGUGGACCAGCUGCUGUUCUAUGAGGAGGAGCUGCAGAGGCUGAAGCAGGACGACAGAACCAGCUGAACACAAACACCGUCGCAGGUACGAGUUCAAAAUCAGAUCAGCUGUAAGAACAUCUGAAGACUGAGCAGCUCCAUCCCUGUUGGAGG